Molecule: messenger RNA, 387 nt
Organism: Talaromyces stipitatus ATCC 10500
Lineage: Eukaryota; Fungi; Ascomycota; Eurotiomycetes; Eurotiales; Trichocomaceae
Exons: 2
Coding region: 1-387 (128 amino acids)
Source: RefSeq, a predicted model, not a curated record
AUGAGUGACAAGCCAGAGAGAGUCUUUUCAGGUUCUCGUCGUCGUGUUCCAUGGGAUCGUACAAAGACUAGUGUACGACUGCUUGAAGCAUCAGAAUGCGCAAAGGACUGGGCCGCGCAAGGAAUUCUAGAUACUCUUCUAGCGCGACCGUUGACGCGUCUCAACGCGCCUGGCAACACCAUGGCGCGUAAAGGCUCUGGUACAGAUGGCCCUCUACAGACAGCCCUCCUGGAAUCCACGUUUGCAGCCACGACAAGAGCUUCUGAAGGACAGAAGAUCUUCAGCCCUAUAGCUGCAUUCCUCGACAAACACCGCAGCCAAACCGCCGGCCUUGCCCCUCACCUACUGAGAGCCCUCACCACUCUAAGCGAUGACCUCGCCUCAUAG